AUGAGGCUCGGGUCGUGUGGUGCUCCGCCCUCUCCCGGCAUCGGCCGCUCAGGGGCAGGCGCCGCAGCCAACACAUCUCAAUGGCAGGUGAGCCCGUGUGUUCACACGCAUGGGCCAGACUGCCUAACCCCCUACGCAGCACUUCCUGACUACUUCGCAUACUCCGCCGCCAUGAGGGUGCACAUCUGUUCACUCGUGGGCAAGCCCGGGUGGAGUGUUGGGCGCGCUCUGCCGCCCUGCCGAGUGACCGGCCACAAGGGAGCGGAACAGAGACAAUCCAGGGGUUCCGUACACCGCCGUAUGAACCGCUUACGAGACGGGAAGCUGGACGCCUUCAUCUAUGACGCAGCUGUGUUGAACUACAUGGCGGGUAAAGAUGAGGGCUGUAAACUCGUGACCAUCGGCAGCGGGAAAGUGUUCGCGACCACAGGAUACGGCAUCGCGCUGCAGAAGGACUCACGCUGGAAGAGGCCCAUUGACCUUGCUCUGCUGCAGUUCCUCGCCGACGGCGACACUCAGAAGCUGCAGACCGUGUGGCUGACGGGGAUCUGCCGCAACGAGAAGAAAGAGGUGAUGAGUUCCAAGCUGGACAUCGACAACAUGGCGGGUGUCUUCUACAUGCUGCUGGUCGCCAUGGGGCUGAGUCUGCUGGUCUUCGCCUGGGAACACCUGCUCUACUGGAAACUCAGGCACUCGGUCCGAAAGUCAGAGCGCCUGGACUGUCUCCUGGCUCUGAGCAGGGGGAUCUACAGCUGCUUCAACGGCGUGGAGCAUUCAGACAAGAGCAACAGAGACAUGCAGAGCCCCGACGUCACCUCCAACUACACCCAGGCUAACAUGCUAAAGAUGCUACGGACCGCCAAGGACAUGGUCUCCUCCGCCCGGGUGGAGAACUCUCUGGACAACGCCACCAAAACCAUCGAGAACUGGAGCCGGCGAGGAGCGGACAACGUGAGACUGCCCCCCAGAGUCACCGCCACGGACCUCACCCACAACCGGAUGCCGUACAUCUCCAGCAUCACGGACAACCACUCGGCUUAUCCCCAGCAGAGGGCGCUAACUCCCACCUUUCCCAUUCAUUACAUCGACUCCGCCACGCAGCCGCUUCUGGAUAAGUCGCGAGUGGUUACCAAGCCGACGCCGCUGAGAUACACGCUCCCCGCCAGACCGAGUCACCAUCUCCUGGAGCGGACUUUGCCCAUUUCCAGUCUCAGCACGCCGCACUUAGCCAUGCGGGACACCAGCCCGACCGUCACGCCGACUUUGCACCAUCGCAACCGUCUCUACGUGGACAACCAGCCGACACAGCAGCGUCCCCAGACUUUUGUCCCGUACCGUGAGUUCCAAGUCCCCGAUAUUUACGUGGAGCACAAAGGCCCGUUUCGACGUAAGUUCAGCUACCCCCCGGACUGCCGGCAAAGGCGCGCGCACAACUACGUCUUCAACGCUUUUGAUCCGAGGUCAAGGAAUGACUACGAUGAACCGCGGUCUUGCCUGGCCGAACUCCGCGCCAACGACCUUCUUCUAAAUAACCACGCUAACCAAGCUAACUCUAUACCGUGCUCUACCGCGGGCCACUACGCGGGAACUAGCCCCAGCUGUAACUCUUGCAUGAAAUCGUACGUGGAGGUGGACAUGGACGACGUGCCGCUGUUGGGGAAGGACAAGCUCAACCGGCGAGCCUCAUUUUUGAAAGCGACUUGGGGGAACGACCGGAUUCGGCAAGUGGACGAAACCAAGCCUUCCACCUCGUCCGCGUUGCCGCCGUCCCGAGCGGACAUACCGGACCUGUUCCCGCGUGUGGUGGUGGCGAACCCGAACCCGCAGUCGAGCAAACUGUACGGGAGUCUGGGGCACAACCUGUCGUGCUUCCCGCUGUCCGCAGAACCCGCCUACCUGGACCCGGCGCACAUGGGCUCGUUCCCGUACAAGCAGAAGCUGAAAUACGCAGACUGUGCUCAGCUGCCGUCGUACCGGGAGGCCAUUCUUCAGAACGCCGCGGCUCUGAGGCGCUCCUCCUCCACGCUGAUGCACAGACGCUACUCCUCCUACCUGAACUCGUACGCGGACUACCCGGUUUACGUAGCGCCAAGUCACUUUUACGACGGCGGUAGCAACAAAGACACGUGUCACUUGUUUCCGUGUGCGAGCCACUGUCCGGGGAACAGCAGCACACCGCUGCUGCAGCGCGUCAGUCACCAGCCCGUGGUGUACCAGCACAACAGCCUGUACGGGGCGUUCGAGGGGGGGGGCGGGGGCGGCGUGCGGGGAGAGGAGGCGGUGCGGGACCGGAGGCCGCUGAUGGUAACGCGCAGAGUGAACAGUCCCUAUGUGCCAAAGCCCUGGAGCAGGGUGUCCAGCCUGGAGUCUGAGGUCUGA
This is a messenger RNA of Knipowitschia caucasica, 2379 nucleotides long. Lineage: Eukaryota; Metazoa; Chordata; Actinopteri; Gobiiformes; Gobiidae. The record is from the annotation of a GenBank genome assembly.